AUGAGCGUCUUACUGCCCAACAUGGCGGACUUUGAUACCAUUUAUGAGUUAGAAGAAGAAGACGAGCGAAUAGUGAGUGAAGAGCACCUCGCCAGAUACUGCCCCGAACCUGUGAUAAUGCGAGGGGCCGGCCACAUCACUGUGUUUGGACUUAGCAACAAAUUUGACACAGAAUUCCCAUCUGUUCUUACAGGAAAGGUCGCUCCAGAGGAGUUCAAGACCAGCAUCAACCGGGUGAACGCUUGCCUGAAGAAGAACCUACCAGUCAACGUGAAAUGGCUACUGUGCGGCUGCUUGUGCUGUUGCUGUACUGUCGGCUGCAGUCUGUGGCCUGUCCUAUGCCUCAACAAGAGGACACGAAGAUCCAUUCAGAAACUGUUAGAAUGGGAAAACAACCGAUUAUAUCACAAGCUGGGACUGCACUGGAAACUCAGCAGACGAAAAUGUGAGAGUAAUAACAUGAUGGAAUAUGUGAUUCUUAUAGAAUUCUUACCCAAAUAUCCUAUAUUCCGACCAGACUAAGAGCACUGCAGAGGGAUGCAGGCGAAUGGCUCUCACUUCGCUCCUUACUUAGUGCCUUGUAUAUAAAGUUGGAUUGAGGGUCUUCAUGGGUGUCUCUGAGUCACCCCUUUUCUCCUCCCAGUACCUUGUACAGUAGAGUUUGCAAAACUGUCACUUUGCUUUAGAGCAGAUUUUGCACAUUUCCAGAUAUAGUAGAAAUGCACCUGUGUUGCACCCGGAUGUUUUUGUUACAUAAAAUAAUAAACAAUACUGUUUAAAAGUGCAUUUACCCCAAUAGCCAUCCAUACUUCCCACCUCCUACAUGUAAUAUUGUUGAUAAAAUCAAGGCACCUCAAGGUGUGUAUUUGCCUUAUGAUAAAAGUAUAACCUUUUUUUUGUAAUGGAGGUGUAUGUAUUGGAUGCAGCGUGGUAUAGAACCUGUAGUUUUAAAGGUGUAGUGAAAAGUCGUUUACUUUAGAGCGAAUCUUGCGCAUUUCCUGAUAUAGUUGCCCUGAAGCAAAAUGAAAAGGUUCAGGGUUGUUCUGCGCUAAUGGAAUGGGUAGGGAAUUUAAAGUAGCUAAAAUGUUUGUCAGCAUGAUUUUUUUAUUUCCGUUUGCACUUUGGUGAUGGGCCUCUAAACAGGGGCAAGUUAAAGAAACAGACCAUUUGAAUAUAAUUUUGGACAAGAUGUACAGCCUAGUAUUUCAUGUUUACAUUAUGUAAUUUAGCUGGCAAUUAGUUUUCUGCCAAUCUAUUAUUGUAACAUAGUUUUGUUUAUAAACUGCAUCUCUGUAACUUUCCAGUCUAUAUGGACCCGUUUACCUAGUAAGCCAUAAAAUGUAUGUACAACAUGCCAGUCAAAGUGAGGGCUGAAAAUUGCACUUGAGCACACGAGGACAUCAGGCUUUCAGUUGAAUGUCCCUGAGGUGUGUGUGUGUUUUUUUUUUUUUUUAAUGUCAUGUGUAAAAACGAUUUUGCCAAUCAAGAUUUAAGUAGUAUAUAUCUCAUCAAUUUCAAAGUUAAUUCCACCUUGUAGGUAUUGUUUUGUAGUCUCUUUCCUCUUGCGUUUGUACAUUUCAGCUUCAAAUCAGCAAAUUGCAGUUUUUGGUGAAGUCCAUAUGCUGUUAUACAGAUGCAGAGACGUGGACUUUCACACUCCUUUUUCAUGUGUAUGCAGACUCUCUGUUGUUACGCCUGCCUUGUUUUUCUUCAUUUUUCUAUAUGUCAGCCUGUUGGAUUAGAGUGCCUCUUGAAUUGAGCAGAAUGUUUGGGGAAAGCUGUACUAAAAGACACCUAAACUUUGCCUAAUUAUUUGGAGCGAGACAAAUCUCUUACCGUUCUACUGCAGAGCACCUGUAAAUGUUUCUCUUGAUUUCUGUGGAAAGCAUAAAUAAAUUGUUGAUUAUAA
This is a messenger RNA of Ictalurus furcatus (blue catfish), 1909 nucleotides long. It is a transcript of the gene chic1, whose product is annotated as cysteine-rich hydrophobic domain 1. Lineage: Eukaryota; Metazoa; Chordata; Actinopteri; Siluriformes; Ictaluridae. The record is from RefSeq and is a predicted model, not a curated record. Bases 1 to 522 code for a protein of 173 amino acids. The transcript is spliced from 6 exons.